This is a messenger RNA of Nestor notabilis (Kea), 885 nucleotides long. Its product is annotated as cell surface glycoprotein CD200 receptor 1-B-like. Gene Ontology annotation, cellular component: external side of plasma membrane. NCBI's taxonomy places the organism in Eukaryota, Metazoa, Chordata, Aves, Psittaciformes, Psittacidae. The record is from RefSeq and is a predicted model, not a curated record. Bases 1 to 885 code for a protein of 294 amino acids. The transcript has 5 exons. Gene Ontology annotation, molecular function: signaling receptor activity. Gene Ontology annotation, biological process: regulation of neuroinflammatory response.
AUGGCUCAGACAUGGGCAGUUCUGGCUGCAUUUCUUCUCUUGCUGAUAAAUCUGGUUGAAGGGACAGCUUAUGACGUGGUGAGUGUGGAGGCUGGUCAUGAGGCUGUGUUGAGUUGCCCUUACGUCUCCAAAGUGUCUUUGCUCAUGGUGAUAUGGAAGAGAAAAUGCAGCACUUGCUGCUUGUUGGCCUAUAGAAGUGAUCGCAAUGAGACGAGGAAGUUAAACUGCAGUGAGAGGAUGACAUGGAAAUACUCACCUGACAGUGACCCUGCUCUUCGUAUUUACCCUGUGAGCCUUGGUGAUGAGGGAAAUUACACCUGUGAAAUCAUCAACAGUGCAGGGAAUUUUCUUUUUUUCUCCUUUCUGACUGUGAUAGUCCCUCCCACAGUGACUCUGACCUUUAAUAAGAGCACAGGGGCUGUUUGUCAAGCAUCUGCUGGAAAGCCAGCUGCUGACAUCUUCUGGCUUCCUCCAAGCAAUCACAGCACCAGUGAAGAAGUCCAUCACCCCAAUGGGACAGUGACCAGACUGAGCUGGGCCAACAGCAAGCUUUCCACUGUCACCUGCCUGGUUACCCACCCAGCUACAAACCAGAGCCUGUCCCUAGACUUGCCAGGUAAUUCCCCCAGGCUUGACUUUUUCCUGCUAGGAGGAUUUGCAAGUGUUGCUGUUGUCAGUGGUGUGGCUUUAUGCUUGUUUUGUAGCUGCAGAGGUAAGUCAUUUGAUGAUCCUGAAACGUACUACAAUUCCUUUGCUGACUAUGUGCAGACUAAGAACUUCAGAUCCACACCAUCAUGGCUGAAAACAGAAGCAGUCAAGCCUCCUGUCUUAUCAGAGAGUAUCUACCAGAAUUACAGUUCAAGAAUGGUGUAUAUGAACUGUUGA